CUGUCUGUCGUUCGACUGCGGCGGGCGGACGACACCGCCAAGGCGAUGUGGGACGCCCAGCUGUCCUGGCCGGUCGUCAACGGCACCGAGCCGAAAAAGGACUCCAGCGGGGAGGCCGUCUUUGGGUCGAUGGAGGAAAAGGCGCGCUUCCAGAACCGCGAGCAGGUGCUGGCUCUGGAUAAGGCGUGCUCCGACCUCAAGGCGGACGACGAGGCCGACUACGACGGCUUCCUCGGACCACUGGACCGCUUCCAGUGGCGGACCACGGCGGCGUACUACAUGUGCACCUUCACGAUGAAGGCUGAAAUCGCGCUCCGGCACUUCGGCGAGCCUUGCGACAACUGGGCGUGGUGCCUGGAUUGGGAGGUCGGCCCCUCCAACGGCGACCCCCGAGCAAGAGACGAGGAGCCCUUCCAGUGCGCGAGGUACAGCUUCUGCCCGGACCCGUGCUGCCCGCGACGGAGCGUCCGCACCCUGGAGGACUGCGUCGAGGACAACCCCUGCCGCUACGCGACCGCGACCCUCGGUUCGGCCUGUGUGUGGACACGGACGAGUGCGAGACGGCCAACCCCUGCAACGAUAGGCAUCAUGAGGAGUGCGUGAACACGGCCGGGAGCUACGUGUGCCGCUGCCGCUGGGGCUGGCGGUGGGGCCGGGCCGGCAGGUGCGUCGCCGACCCGACGGCGCGGGCCGCGGCCUCGGCCCUCCGCGGUGGCGAGGAGGUGCCCGGCGACGGUCCUCCCCGCGGGGCCUGGGAGGUGCUCCAGGACAUCCUCGUCCCGGCUGCAGCAUCCUGAUAACAACGGGAUGCACGCCAGCCGACGACGGAGGCAGUGAGUAGGCACCUGGUGCUCGGAGCCGGCGUUACGUUACAGUGCAGUCUAAGUGGUGCCCGACGACGAUAUCAUGUCAGAAGCAGUGGAGCCACCCGGAAGCACGCCGAGGAUGCCGUGAUGGACAUCAGCCGCUGACGAGGACGGGGAGCUGCCCUGCCGCCGCCCAUCAACACACCAGCUCCGCUCCAAGACUCCCCAUCCUCCAUGCCUGACUAAUUUAUGGCCCGCUCGUGCAAUCGAUGGGCGUGGAGCUUUCGGCUCCAGCGGCCGCGCGGCCAGGGCGGCCAGCCGCCGGGGGGCGGCGUCCGAACGGGCGGGCGGGCGUGACGGCACCGGCUGGGAGCUGCGUGGCCCACCCCGCACGCAGCCCGGCGGUGUUUUGUUAGAGCCGAGUUGGCGGACGUGACAAGAAGCGUCGAGCAAUCGGUUGACGUGGCGUUGCGCUGCGACGCGUGGCCCACCCGGGUGGGGAGCGGGUUACAAAACUUGGGACAGAGAUUUACGCUGCGUCAAUUCCGGCCUGCUAAUGAGUCGAGUCAUUCUCACGGAGCUCCGCUGCGAUAUAGUAGGUCACGGAGAGAGAGAGAAAUGAUAGACAAAAGAGGACGAAAUAAACAAUGUGUUCGA
This is a messenger RNA of Frankliniella occidentalis (western flower thrips), 1463 nucleotides long. RefSeq lists its product as uncharacterized. NCBI's taxonomy places the organism in Eukaryota, Metazoa, Arthropoda, Insecta, Thysanoptera, Thripidae. The record is from RefSeq and is a predicted model, not a curated record. The transcript is spliced from 4 exons. The coding region runs from base 46 to 603 and encodes 185 amino acids.